Molecule: messenger RNA, 602 nt
Organism: Micropterus dolomieu (smallmouth bass)
Lineage: Eukaryota; Metazoa; Chordata; Actinopteri; Centrarchiformes; Centrarchidae
Product: 60S ribosomal protein L19-like
Exons: 6
Coding region: 105-602 (165 amino acids)
Biological process (GO): translation
Cellular component (GO): ribosome; cytosolic large ribosomal subunit
Molecular function (GO): structural constituent of ribosome; RNA binding
Source: RefSeq, a predicted model, not a curated record
ACGAUAUUGUUAUCCUGCCACAGUUGAGUCACCCAUGAUGAUAGGUAUAAUGGUAGGGGCUCAGGCUUUCUAUUUCCUUCGUUUCUAUCAAGCCAGCGGCAGCCAUGAGCAUGCUCAGGCUCCAGAAGCGCUUGGCGUCCAGCGUCUUGCGCUGUGGCAAGAAGAAAGUGUGGCUGGACCCAAAUGAAACCAAUGAGAUUGCCAACGCAAAUUCUCGCCAGCAGAUCCGAAAACUGGUGAAGGAUGGACUGAUUAUCAGAAAACCUGUAACUGUUCAUUCCCGCGCGCGCUGCCGCAAGAACACCUUGGCACGUCGCAAGGGACGUCAUAUGGGCUAUGGUAAGAGAAAGGGUACAGCCAAUGCUCGUAUGCCAGAGAAGUUGUCAUGGAUGCGGCGCAUGAGAAUCCUCCGCCGUCUCCUCCGUCGCUACAGGGAGUCUAAGAAAAUUGACAGGCACAUGUACCACAGUCUCUAUCUGAAGGCAAAGGGUAAUGUCUUCAAAAACAAACGCAUCCUGAUGGAGCACAUCCACAAACUGAAGGCAGAUAAGGCUCGCAAGAAGCAGUGCCAAUUAAAUAACGUUAAAAUAACAGAAAAGUGA